Messenger RNA from Closterium sp. NIES-65, 995 nucleotides. Lineage: Eukaryota; Viridiplantae; Streptophyta; Zygnematophyceae; Desmidiales; Closteriaceae. The record is from the annotation of a GenBank genome assembly.
GCUUUGAAGAGGCUGCAUUACGUGUCAAUCCACCCAGGGUUGUUUUUGACAACCAUUCUGAUCCAGUCUCGACUCUUGUCAAAGUGGAUAGCGCAAAUAAGCAAGGCUGCCUUCUUCAAGUCGUGCAGCUUCUAACUGACCUUGAUCUCGUGAUCUCCAAAGCUUACAUUUCCUCAGAUGGCGGCUGGUUUGUGGAUGUGUUUCACGUUGUGGAUCAAUUGGGUCAAAAAGUAACUGACAAAAGCCUCAUUCGCUUUAUUGAAAAGGCACUGGGUGCUUCGAAAGAACAUCCUGUUCCCGAUGCAAAAACCUGCCUAGGAAAGCCUGUCGCUGAUGCAAUAGACUUCGAGCAUUCCGUCAUAGAGCUCACGGGAUAUGACCGCCCAGGGAUUCUCUACGAGGUGUCGGAGGUGUUGACGAAGCUGGGAUGCAACGUGGUGGGAGCAGAAGUUUGGACACACAAUAACCGCGUAGCUUUUAUCCUACACGUCACUGAGGCUAGUAACGGAGGACCUGUUAGUGACGCUGCUGUCUUGGCUGAAAUGCGUGAGAGACUCUGCUCUGUGAUGGAGUCAAAUAGCAUCAGGAUUGAAUCUCGGAGCAGCUUUUUUGUUGGGGAGGCUCAAACUGAUCGGAGGCUCCAUCAGCUACUAUUCGCGGAUAGAGACUAUGAAACGAUGGGCCUCAAUGCUUUCCCUGCAGGUGUGGUUGAGGAAAAAGUGCGGCCCAGCGUUUCUGUGGCGAACUCUCCAGAGUCUCAGUACACAAUCAUCAAAUUGACCUGUGUGGAUCGACGGAAGCUUCUGUUUGACACGGUCUGCACACUGACAGACAUGCAGUACAUUAUUCACCAUGCUACGAUCGAGUCUGAGAAUGACAUCGCACAUCAGGAGUACUACGUCAGAACCAUGGAUGGGUCCAUGCUGGACACUGAGGCUGAGAGGGAGCGAGUUGGCAAAUGUCUUGAAGCAGCUAUUCUGCGGCGCAGCCCAAGG